Molecule: messenger RNA, 4750 nt
Organism: Maylandia zebra (zebra mbuna)
Lineage: Eukaryota; Metazoa; Chordata; Actinopteri; Cichliformes; Cichlidae
Gene: cacng2b
Product: calcium channel, voltage-dependent, gamma subunit 2b
Biological process (GO): regulation of AMPA receptor activity; postsynaptic neurotransmitter receptor diffusion trapping; transmission of nerve impulse
Cellular component (GO): AMPA glutamate receptor complex; voltage-gated calcium channel complex; postsynaptic density membrane
Molecular function (GO): voltage-gated calcium channel activity; channel regulator activity
Source: RefSeq, a predicted model, not a curated record
ACCAUCAUCCACCCCCUCCUCCUCCUCCUCCUCUUCUUUUUCUCCUCUCUCCACUUCUAUCUCGGCGCUGCGAAGAAGGAAACCGAGGGAACCGAGGAUUGAUGUGUUGCUCGACUUGAAAUUUGCCUCUUCCUUUUUUGCGCACACUGCCCACCCCCCACCACCUCCUCACGCCCGACAGCCUUGCCAUAAAAUAAUUGCUGCUUUCCCCCCCCCCCCCCUUUUUUUUUUUGAUGAUUUCCGAUCUUUUUUCAUGUGAUGACAGUAAACGGCUGUGUGCGUGUGUGUGUGUCUGUGUGCCCUCGAUGUUCUCCGGCUGACCGUGAUAUAACCAUCUAAGGACCGUUUGGAUGCGGGAGGCAGAGGCUCUGACGCUCCGGGAAGCUUCGUCCAUGCCUCCUUGUCCUCCUCCUGCCUGCGACCGGCUGUGUGACCGGUGAUGCUCGGCCUCUCCGCCUGGAUGCGCCCCUCUCUCCGCGGUGUGCCGUCGGUACCGCUGCCCGUGUCCCCCUGUAGCAGAAUUCCACUGUUGCCGGAGAAAGGUCUAGGGACCACAUAUGGAAACUGGGGACCAGAAUUUUAGGAAAAAGGAAAACUAAGCAGGCUGUCGUUUGAUUUGCACAACUUGAUGUUGUUCCUCUUCUUCUUUGCUUGAUUUUUAUUCCUAUUAUUUGGAGAAAGAGGGGGGCAGGAGGAGGGGGGUUGAUCGUCCCUGGUUGGUUUAUUUGUUUAUUUAUUUUUAAAUUCUCCAUCCUGUCUUCUAAGGAAUGGCUGGUUUUUAUGGCAGUCAUGGCACUGGCUGAUAUUUGGCAGUAUUUAUCAUUCUGUCCUUGAUUUGGAGGUGUGUGUGUGUGUGUGUCUGUGUGUGUGUGGUUGGGGUGGGUGAAGUGCUUGGUUCUGCUGGUUUGAGUCUGUCCUCUCAUUCCUUUUGGUACAUUUAGUCCUAAUUUCCCUAACAUAUCCCAGGCCCUGCCUGCCUGUCUGUCUUGCCUGUCUCCCAUCAGAAUACAUGUGCUCAGCCUGAUUCGUCAGAAGUGCUUGACAUGAUUCACUGAUCCACCUGGGUUCACACCGAGCUAGCCAUCACUGAAUUGUGUUAUCGUUAAUUAGAGAUCUGUGCUUUGCCUUCUUCGGGGAGUGUUUUAAAGAAAUCAGGCCGCCAACUGUGUUAGUCUUAACAACACUCCACCCACCCCCCUAUGUUUCUUCAUUCCUCUUCAGUAUGAAUUAAUUCACCCUGCGUGCAUGCGGGUGCUCGUCCAUGCACAGGUGCGUGAAAGUUUAAGUUUGCGAGCGAGCGAGUGUGUUGUGUGUGUGUGUGUGUGCGAGAGAGCAGGAGAAUGACAGUGUAGGCUGUGUGUGACAGACUCUGUGAGUGGAAAAAAUAUAUAUAAAUAUAUAUAUUUUUCACAAAAAAUCAAGCGCUCCCAUGCACAUCACAUCACCGUUGAAGCUGUGAGGAUUGUAAUACGUGUAACUGUUUGAGUCGGUUCAGAAAGCCCAAAUCAGGUCUAAAAACAGCCCCGGAGAAGCUGAGCAGAAUCCUCCAUCUUCUCCUGAUCUGGGCCUUUUUCAGAGUUUGACGUUUAGAGGCCUUCCAACUCAACAAAGUAGGCCUAGAUCCCAGACCAGGUCUCUUGUGGGAUCUGCUUGAAGCCUGUGUUUUUAGGUCGACUUUUUUUUUUCUAGAGCAGGGCAACUUACUGCCGUUUGAGGACUCGAACAGCUUCAGAGCUGAGGGUUCUGCUGUCAUUGCCAAAGUCUGUUUGACCCCCCCUCACCCCCCUUGCUCUGUUGGGUCAAACAGCGACAAAUCCACCUCAGAGCUUCACCCUUCCCUUCAUUUUUUCACCCUUUUGAAGAACCCCCCCAAAAACCAACCAUACGAUUUCCCCCGAGCUCCCCGAACUCCCCGCCCCCCCAGCCGCCCCCCGCCACCGUCGCCCGCCCGACGCCGCCCACCCCCCGUUUUCCGAGCUGGCGUGGCGACGCAAACUCACAAAUAUUUACUUCCUGUACAUCAAGAGGAAAGGGGGCCCCCCUUUCGUGGAAUGCGGCAACAUGGGCGUGUUUGACCGCGGGGUUCAGAUGCUGCUGACCACGGUGGGGGCCUUCGCUGCCUUCAGCCUCAUGACCAUCGCCGUGGGGACAGACUACUGGCUGUACUCGCGCGGCGUCUGCAAGAUCAAGAGCAACAACGAAAACGAGACCAGCAAGAAGAACGAGGAGGUGAUGACGCACUCGGGCCUCUGGAGGACCUGCUGCUUGGAAGGUUCUUUCAAAGGCAUGUGCAAGCAGAUAGAUCACUUUCCUGAGGAUGCUGACUAUGAGGCGGAUGCCUCAGAGUACUUCUUACGUGCUGUACGAGCCUCCAGUAUCUUCCCCAUCCUGAGUGUGAUCCUGCUCUUCAUGGGGGGGCUGUGCAUCGCCGCAAGCGAGUUCUACAAGUCACGGCAUAACAUCAUCCUCAGCGCCGGCAUCCUCUUCGUCUCUGCAGGCCUGAGCAACAUUAUAGGAAUCAUUGUGUACAUAUCAGCCAAUGCUGGGGAUCCUUCCAAGAGUGACUCCAAGAAGAACAGCUACUCCUACGGCUGGUCCUUCUACUUUGGCGCCCUCUCCUUCAUCAUGGCUGAAAUGGUGGGUGUGCUGGCUGUGCACAUGUUCAUCGACCGACAUCGGGAGCUGCGUGUGGGGGCACGAGCCGCCGACUACCUCCAAGGGGCAGCCAUCACACGCAUCCCAAGCUACCGCUACCGUUAUCGACGCCGCUCGCGCUCUUCGUCUCGUUCUACAGAUCCCUCGCACUCUCGCGAGGCAUCGCCAGUGGGCCUGAAGGCCUUUGGGACGCUGCCCUCCACUGAGCUGUCCAUGUACACGCUCCCCAAAGGCCAAACAGGCACUCCGACAGCCACCUAUAACUCCACGGAGAGGGACCACAACUUCCUGCAGGUCCACAACUGCAUCCAGAAGGACCUGAAAGACUCAGGUGGCCAUAGCAACACCGCCAAUCGGCGCACCACACCUGUAUGAAAAUGACACAGACAUUAAGAGAAAUCAGAGGAACUCUGGGGGGAAAGACAGAUUGUGGCUUAAGGAAACAGAAAGAGAAAGAGGGCUCCAAAAGACUGAGGAGCGAGGGGUAGGCAACAGAGGAGAAGUUCUGAGAGCUCCACAGCGCCUCAGAUAAUCACAGUUUCUGUUUAAUAGAAAGGAAAUGGAGUAAAAUUGCAUAAAAAAAAGAAACAUGCAUGAUUUUCCCAUGAACCAUUGUUUAACAAGUUUUGAACAUGUUUGUAAAGAGUUGAGGGGAAGGUCGGGGAAAGAUGAGUGGGGAUGGGGGGCAUUCAUGAUGCUGGGUUGGGGUGGUUGGUGGUUGUCUCGGGGCUGUGGAACUGUGGAGUGGUGGGCUGGGCCAAACUGCCCAUUUAUAGGCGAACUUUAUAUUUUUUACUCUUCCUCAGUCUGAUUGAAAGGCCCCACAGCCCUGCCUAUGAACCAACCCUCGCACUACCAUACCACAAGCCCCUCCCCCCCAACACACGCACCCUAAAUUCCCUUAUAAACCCUACUCCUUUCUUUAGUUACUGUAUCUUCUUGAUUUCAUUCUUUAUUCGCAUUAAUACUGUGAACCAUUGCGGUACGGGAUUUUAGCAGGGAGCAUUUCAGGCCGCAAAAAAAAGAAAAAAACCAAGAAAAAACACAUAAGUUAAUAUAUGUAUUGAUUAUAUAUAAAUAUAUGAACAUAUAUGUUAAUAAAUCAUGACUCGACUUCCCUGAAGCAAAAAAUAUCAAGAAAAAAGAAAAAAAAGAAAGAAACAACGUAACCUACAAUGAAACUAAACCGAGUCGUCAUGGAAACUAAACCAAGGCGGAGGAUUCAUUGUGACUGGCUCAUUUGACGGGCAAAGGCUUCAGCCUACUUGAUAAACUUGUAUUGGUUAGCGUUAGAUACAUUAUCACAUUCUUUUACAACAACAACAAAAUCGUUUGGCCUUCCGCCAAAACCCUGGCAGCCUUCUUUGUUCAGGGUCAGCUAGAUGUGAGUUGGCCACUCUUGCUUUUUCCCCAUACAGGGGUGGAGUGAAGAGAGAACUCUGGGUAAUGGAUGGUCUCUCUGCAAACUUGCAGAUGACUAUGGACAAUGAAUCGUCACUACUGCCAAAGACACAAAGUAGUGCGUGUGAGAACAUGGCUACGAGUGAGCUGAAGCUAAGUGACUCCAAAAAAAAAUUAAGAAUUUUCAUGCAUGCUAAUCUAAAAUCAUCCGAUCUGCUUUUAAGAAACCUAUGUUUUGAACAACUGAACAAUGAUACCAUGUAAGGGCAGUGGGAGUGAAAAAAGUAGUAAUUAAUGUUACAGUACUGUGUCAAUUUCUACUUUUCUUUAUCUUGUUUUUCUUUUUGAGUGGGUUAUUUGGGGUGGGGUCUCAUCAUGCUUGAAACAAAAAAAAAAAAACAACCUUUGAAAAACGUAUCAAGGCUCUUUUUUUUUAAACAGAAGAGAAUCUUAUCUUGCCUUUUCAUUUAAUUUUAUUUCCUCCAUUACUUUGGACUUUCACACAGCCUUAGUCUCUUUCUUUAUCUCAUUUUCUUGUUCUUUGGUUUUGCUUUGUGUUGUUGUAAAUGACAAAUUAAAACAAAAAAACAAAAAAACAUAAUGUCUUUCAAGGUGCCAAAACUGAAUGAUUCUGAACUUGGAUGCAUCAAGUCCUGAUGACAAAUAAAAAUUGAACCCCCCGUAGGGAACUGAA